Messenger RNA from Symbiodinium necroappetens, 1731 nucleotides. NCBI's taxonomy places the organism in Eukaryota, Dinophyceae, Suessiales, Symbiodiniaceae. The record is from the annotation of a GenBank genome assembly.
GUGAAGCAGUUUGUAGAUCGAUGGUCUGGCGCCAUCGUCAAGGAGGCCGAUGCCCUGAUACAAGCCAAGGCCCUGGUUCCUCUUUCAAUCGAACAGCAGAAGGCCUUGGAGGCCUCUGGAAGAUUGGUUAUACUGCCGGCCAAGGGUGUGUUCACUGUUAAGCCCCCUGAUGAGGAGGUUUUGGUUGGCCCAGAUGGAAGGGAACUACCGCAUGGCUCCCCGGAGUUCUACAAGAGAAAGGCACGCCUUGUGAUCUGUGGUAAUUUUCAGACAAAGCAGGCCAAGGAAGACUCCUAUGCUGGAGGAUGCCAGACCGACUCCCUUCGUGUCAUGUUGGUGCAUUGUGCCGCAAAGGGCUGGUUGAUAGCCGUUACAGACAUUCGGAAUGCCUUUAUUCUGGUUCAAGCCGACUCUUCUGAGAUCAUCGUCGGCUAUAUCAACAUUUACGUUGACGACCUCCUGUAUAUGGGGGAGGAGAAGGCUGUUUGUGCGGCUUACUCGUGGCUUACUGAAGAGUGGAAGGCGUCUCCGUUGACUUGGGCGGGAACGGCCUCUACCAUCAGGUUCCUCGGCCUGGAAAUAGGCCGUACUGAGUCUGGUGGCGUAAGAAUUCACCAGCGUGGCUACAUCGAAGAACUACUUCGGCAUCACGACCUUUGGAAGUCCAGGGGACAUGCUACGCCCUGCCCGCAGGAAUGGUUGUUGGGCGAGGCCGAGUUCUUCGAGAAGCAACACACUCCAGAGCAGUUGAGGCGUGCUCAGGCCUUGACUGGAGAGCUGCUUUGGCUCAGUGGAAAGAGCCGUCCGGAUUUGCUACAUACGGUAGCCACAAUGUCGGCCCUAUGCCUCAAGGACGCGGAGUUGGUUGAGAAGAUCGGCCUACGGGCCUUGGGCUAUCUCAAGGAUACGAUCGAUGUCGAGCUCUACUACAAGCCUGAGAGUACCCAACAUGUGAUUGUUGGGUACAGCGACGCGUCGUUUGCCCCACAGGGGUCGCGAAGCUUUGGUUGCAGCGUCGCCUGCUACCUCAACCAGCCUAUAUCGUGGCGGUGCGGAAGACAAUCCCUUAUCGCCCUUAGCGUUGCGGAGGCAGAGUUAAUAGAGGCUAUCAACGCUGUCCAGAUGAUGCAAGGCCUUGCGGCAUUUACCGGAGAGCUCCAAGAUGAGCCCCCGAAGAUGCAGCUGAGAGUGGACAACAGCGCGGCUGUUGGUCUCAGCAACGAGUCGGCGGCGACUUGGAAGACCCGCCACCUACGAGUACGUGCAUACCAUUUGAGAGAAGCUGUUCGCCUAAAGCAGCUAUCUAUAGUUCAUGUGGCUGGGGCAGACCAGCUUGGAGACUUAGGUGAGGAGGAGACUGAGGUUACACCCUCCGCCUUGAGUUCAAUGAGGACGGGGCUCAAUGGCUCGAUUGCCAUCUUGGCUCGCUUUGUUGUGGUGCUGGGUUGGUUGAUCCAAGGAAGCCGGGCAGCCUCUACUACAUCCUCGGGCAUUGAGGUCAGCAUGCCCUGGGACCUGUACGGCUUGGCGGUGCUGUGUGUCAUUGCGGCUAUAGCGGUUUGGGAAGCCAUAAAGUGGUUCUUUGAAUGGAUUUCCUUGGGAAGAAAGGGAUCUGUCGAAGAGGCUAGGGGUGCGAGAUGUUGGGUCCUCUACCCCGCCGGCUUCUUCGAGAAGACCUACACCGCGUGCAUCGCCCUCCCGGACACCGACUACUACGAGGCGGUCUGUUGA